AUGAACCACCCUCGCACAUUCCAUCGAAAUGGGCGCAGCACCCUUUCGACAACCCAGCUGCGAAUAUCAUCCUCCGCGCCUCGGACGACAUCGAUUUUUGCGUCCGGUGUCAUCUUGUCCGAAGCAUCGCCGUUCUUCAAGGAUAUGUUCAGUCUGCAGCAGGCUAUCGUCGAUCACACCAAAUGCGAUAGCACGGGCGAGUACAGAGAUGGCCGUCGCGUAAUCGCUGUGGGAGAGGACAGUCGAACGCUAAAAGGCCUACUGCGGUUAUGUCAUCCUAUCACAGAUCCAGAACUGAAUGACUUGAUUGUGGUGAAGGCCGUUCUGGAGGCAACACUGAAGUGUCAGAUGGACGAGGCGACGGCGAUCACGAGGAAGGCGCUCAGGUCUUUUGCACCUGCGGAGCCUCUGCGGAUAUGA
Messenger RNA from Sparassis crispa, 420 nucleotides. RefSeq lists its product as hypothetical. The transcript has a single exon. The coding region runs from base 1 to 420 and encodes 139 amino acids. Lineage: Eukaryota; Fungi; Basidiomycota; Agaricomycetes; Polyporales; Sparassidaceae. The record is from RefSeq and is a predicted model, not a curated record.